AUGAACCUCUCAUGGAUCUCCAGAGCCGUUCGCACAAUUCCCCAAGGCCAUGUAGGUCGAGCCGAAUUUCUGCACCCCUCAAAGCGAUACGUCCAGCGACUUUUCCAGCAUACAAGUUCACGAGGUAGCAAUCUCCCGCGCCUGGCCCAACCGUCUGUGUGGGACUCGAUUAUUCCAAAGGGACUGCGCCGAACCCACGCCUCAAGAGAUGGGAAGAAAAAAGCGACCAAUCCCGCGACUUAUUUUAUCUGGAUAUACAUUCUGAUCGGAUCACAAGCGAUUCGCAUUAUGGGAACAAAGAAUGAUUUUGUAACAUUCACGCGGAAAGCCGAUAUCAAGAUUGCGCAACUGAGGGAGGUCGUCGAGAAACUGCAACAAGGUCAGGAUGUCGAUGUUGAAAAGGUGCUCGGCUCCGGUGCUGAAGCUCAAGAGCUAGAGUGGGAGGAAGCACUUCGAGAACUACAGGAACAGGAUCGUAUAUGGCAAAACAAUGCAAAGAAAAGUCGAGAAGAGAGGGAGCGUCUUGCAAGAGAAGAACAGGAUGCAAAUCCUGUAAGCAGUUCGGUUGACAAAACACAAGGAGCCGAAGCGCCUUCAGUGAUACCCCCACACAUUCCUCCUCCACGGCCAGGCUUUUAUUGA
Molecule: messenger RNA, 642 nt
Organism: Exophiala spinifera
Lineage: Eukaryota; Fungi; Ascomycota; Eurotiomycetes; Chaetothyriales; Herpotrichiellaceae
Exons: 1
Coding region: 1-642 (213 amino acids)
Source: RefSeq, a predicted model, not a curated record